GCAAUGCUAAGUGUUGAUCAAACAAUUAGUGACCUCUACUAUAACUAAAGGUGUCUAGGAUCCUUCUAUAGCCAAGCCGCGGCAAUACUUCUGCUCUUCAAUCACGUGAUCCGUAGAUGCCUGAAGGAAAUGAGGUGUUUCUCUUCCUCACUGUCAAUAUUGCUGUACGACUCAGUCUUGCCAGUUUUAUAACUCUCUAUACUUACCUGAGGUCAUGCGGUGAAACUAUGGUAAAAGGCAUGCCGUGCAGACUGGAGUCAUUGAUCGCUUUAGUGUCUCCAACUGUCAAAAAUAUAUAACUCUCUAAACCCCACCAUGACAGGACCAACUUUGCGCAAUGAAUGUGCAGCACUUGGCGG
Molecule: messenger RNA, 359 nt
Organism: Aspergillus pseudotamarii
Lineage: Eukaryota; Fungi; Ascomycota; Eurotiomycetes; Eurotiales; Aspergillaceae
Exons: 1
Coding region: 117-299 (60 amino acids)
Source: RefSeq, a predicted model, not a curated record